AUGGCUUCGGUGACGGAAGUGUUAGACGAGUCAGAAGAAGAUUUAUAUGAAUUUAGAAGGAAGAAAAGGCGCCCCGAAUUCCGGAAGAGGAAUGUGAUUAAAGAAAAGAGGGUCAAGGGUUUGGAGCGUGCCAACUGGAGAGGAAUCAGUGUUCCUAGGAGGGAAACAGGUGCAGAUUGCAGAUGCCGGCGUAAAUGUUUUGAGAAGUUGUCAUUUGCUAAGAAGGGACUACUGUGGACAGAAUUCAACAACACGCCCAACAAAGAUGGACAGGAUGUGUACUUGAGUGCUCACAUUCUUCCCUUCUUUCCAGAAGCAAGGAGACCACGCCCAAAUGCCAAUACCAAUCGUGGAAGGACAGCAAACUAUUACUAUAAGGCAGUUCCGAGGCGCAGGCCGUGGCGAGCGACACACGCACCGCGCACGACGCACCGCGCCAGCCCCACCAAUAGCAGCCACAGCAGCAGCAGCCGGGGAUCGCCGAGCGCGACCGCGUGUCUGCCGCCCCCGCCACGAGCGAACGCCCCGUGGACGCGACAGCGCCGCUGUCGUGACGGACACAGCUCCGCUUCCGCAGCCGACGACUCCGGAUCGAGCGGCGAGGGACAGGACCGCAAGGAGAGGGACGAGUGUGAACAGUGCGGACACGUGCGCGCGGUGAAUGUGAACCUCGUGCCGGGCGAAGCCGGGCCGGGCCCCUCGGCCGCCUCGAGGCGCCGGCACGCUCCCGCCCCCACAGCCGCCGCUGGCGUCGUGGCGACCACCGCCGCCGCCGCCGCCGCCGCCGCAGCCGCCGCCGCCCCCGCCGCCGCCUUCCUGGGCCUGCACCACGCGCACCACCACCCGCACCACGCCCACGGCCACGCGCACCACCACCACCAGCACCACACGCCGCCCCACGCGCCGGGCCCCGGUCCGGCACAUGCGGCCCCGGCCGCCGGCUGCUGCGCCCUCACCGCCGCCCACAACAUAGGCCGGCCGCACCCCGCCGCGCUGCUCCCCGCCAGUAUGCUGGUAGCGUGCGCGGGCUGCGACAAGCCCAUCCUGGACAAGUUCCUGCUCAACGUGCUGGAGCGCACGUGGCACGCCGAGUGCGUGCGCUGCUUCGACUGCCACGGCAACCUCACCGACAAGUGCUUCAGCCGCGAGGGCAAGCUCUUCUGCAGGAACGACUUCUACAGGCGCUACGGCACCAAGUGCGGCGGCUGCGCGCAGGGCAUCUCGCCGCAGGACCUGGUGCGCAAGGCGCGCGACAAGGUCUUCCACCUCAACUGCUUCACCUGCAUGGUGUGCCGCAAGCAGCUGUCCACCGGCGAGGAGCUCUACGUGCUCGAUGACAACAAGUUCAUCUGCAAGGACGACUACAUGUCGGGCAAGACGCACCAGGACUCGCUGCUGGGGUCGGGCUCGGAGGACGAGGACGAGGAGUGCGAGCCGGGCGUGGGCGGCGCGGCGGCGCUCAAGGCGGGCGCGGGGGCGGCGGGGGCGGGAGCCGGCGGCGGCGGCGCGGCGGGCGCUCACGGGGGCCCGGGCCAGCCGCCGCCCCACACGCCGCUACAGCCGCCGCCCGAGGCCAACAACAACGACAUGGUGGGCCCGCUGGUGGGCGGCGCGCCGCCGGGCCCGCUCGUGGCGCCCGCCGACGUCAAGCCGGGCCAGGACGACUCCGAGGACCAAGGCUCUCUGGACGGCGACCCGGAGACGCGCGACUCGCAGACGGAGAACAAAAGCCCCGACGACGGCAACUCGGGCUCGAAGCGACGCGGGCCGCGCACCACCAUCAAGGCCAAGCAGCUCGAGAUCCUGAAGACGGCCUUCUCGCAGACGCCCAAGCCCACGCGGCACAUCCGCGAGCAGCUCGCCAAGGAGACCGGCCUGCCCAUGCGCGUCAUUCAGGUGUGGUUCCAGAACAAGCGCAGCAAGGAGCGGCGGCUGAAGCAGCUGACGUCGAUGGGCCGCGGCCCGUUCUUCGGCAGCUCGCGCAAGAUGCGCGGCUUCCCCAUGAACCUGAGCCCGGGCGCCGGCCUCGACGACCCGCCGCCCGGCUUCCCCUACUUCGCCGCCGACGGCAAGUUCGAGUUCGGCUACGGCGGGCCCGCCGGCUUCCACCACGAGUUCUUCCCCGGCCACCACCCGCACCAGGCGCAGCCGCUGCCCUUCGCCGGACCAGGCGGCCCCAUGGAGCAGGGCGGCCCGGGGCCCGGCCUGCCGCUCGCCGCGGAGUUCGCGGGGCUCAGCGCAGAGCCGCCGCCCGGCUUCCUGCCGCAGCCGCCGCCGCCCGCCGACCAGAUCCUCGCCCAGCAGCGUGCCAGCCCCGAGUUCAUCAGCUCGCAGGGAGGUUUCUCGGAGACGCAGCAGAUGCAGAGUGAGGUGGUGUGGUGAUAGCGCCACCUGCAGAUAUACCCGCUCGUCGACGAGUCAGUAACGAGGAUAAGGACGACAGCGACGACGCCUGGUCACGCGUGAAGACGGACGCCAUCACCUCCGCUCCCCUGCAUCACCUGCCCGCCUAUCAACCACCCUUCAGCUAGGACGGCGACGGAAAGGUCAGCGCUACGCAGCCACCACUGCCGACUCGCGCCACCCAGUGGUCACCGGGAAUUCUCAGCGGGACACUGCGAGAACGACGGCGGUUGUUCUGAGCCCUCCCCACGGACGGGACCUUCCCAAGAUUUGUGCCAUUUAACCAGAACCGCAACCCUUAACAGUGCGCGACUGCGGAAAGUUUUGGUGUGACAGUGCAAGAGAGGAAGUUAUCGGUGUGUGCUCCAGAUGUGUUCAGGUGCCAGUGUAAACUGGUUGGACAUACUGCCCGGCCGAGAAGAAUCCAUCCUAAUUUCCGUGUUACGAAAUAUCAUAAGUGGUCCUCAUAAAGAGACUGUCUUUUGGCUGGUGACAUUUUGGAGGGUGAAGAUAGUGAAUAACAAUCCGAUGGCUGCAAUGUUGUGAUUGUCAAAGAAGACUCCAAGUGCAGAAAUGUCCUGUUUCAGAUACGACGGGUACUGUCCAGUUUUCGACGCCGACUGAUGUCCUAACCGAGGGAAAGUGUGCUGUUCUCAGUUCUUCUGUGCUGAACUCAAUUGUGAAUGACGGUGAAUCUCUGCAACAAUGUAACCGACAAAUUUAAUAUUGCGUGUUACUCCAGUAUAUGUACAUAAUGAACACUGUGCUGACAUUUUCAAGGUAACGGCAGUCCGUUAUAUACCGGUGUGAGCUUUUCCCCCCAGAACCUUAUCAGAAAGCGAGUGAUAAUACGUUUAUACUUUGUUUUCAUUAAUAUAAUAAUUAUUUAAGAGACAGCCGGCGAAAGCUUUCCCAGUAUGCAUCCGCUGUCGGGCAAGUUGCUGUGCGUGAGGAUGUGAGCUAUUCUCACAUCAUACCAAUUAGCCGACAUCACACACCUUCCGACUGGCAAAUAGUGAGAAAAGUCGAAGACGAAACGAUAGAUACAAACUCUGUGUGCGCAGCGUGCUCCGCUACGGUGCUAACUUUAAAUAUGUAGCGAUUGUAAAGGGUCCGAGCAGUUAACAGACGGCGUUUCAUGCGAAUACUCGCAUCUGUCGUAAGCUGCCUAAUGUCUAUGAAUGGAAUAACUUUGUGGAAUGAAGCACAUGCUGGAAGGAAAAGUGACUAGAUUUGUGUUUAAAAAUAAACGGAUGUUAAGAGUUUAACGCUUUGAGAUAUUUAGGCUGCGGACUUUUUCGCACUUCAGCAGAGGAAAAAAGUUGUUGAAUGCGAUAAUCUCUCCGUGUCGCAUCGUUUCGUUUCGCGCCAAUGCGCUACUGUGGAAGCUUUCUGCGAAAAGUGUAGAGCAAAGCCAGUGUUACGAUGAUGCUUAACUUGACCCAAUAUGUGUCACAUUUCCUAAUGUACAGUCAGUGUAAAUAACAAUAAGUAAAUCCGCAUUGUCCUCCUCUGUAGAUAAAACAGCUGUGUACUUCGCUAUAUAAAUAUAUAUAUACCAGAAAAUAUGUUAAAACCUGAAGAAAAAAUUAAGAAAUCACUACUUCUGUAGGUUUUGAAUGUAGCUGGCCUCAGAUAGCGUCGCGUACGUGUUGUUUUGUUGAGGGAAUAAAUGUAUGGAUGAACCACCCGCACUGUUUCUUUUCUGGACGUUUGAUUGCUCUUGUUCACUCGAUGCUGUCACAUGGUGUCAAGAAAUGAAAACUCAAAGUAUAAUACAGAAAAUUAUUCUGUCUGCCUUCGAAAUGCAGAGAUCGUGUUCAGAAAAUCACCACAAAACCCAUGGGCAACAUCGGGUUUGCAAUUUGCAUUUUAUUUUGUAAUCACAAAUCGUAACUGUUCCCUUGGAACGACAAUCCUGCACUUGAUGUAAAAAGAAGCUUAAAGAGCGCACUCAGUGCGUCUGCUUCAUCCUUGUGAAGAAUUUAGUCACAACUUUCGAACGUUUUAAAAGUAUGAGGUAGAGCAAUUAAAACGGAAUGAUCGCAUGUGUGCACAUUUCCUCCCGUAAAGUAACUGCGUCAAGAUAGCAGCUAAUUGGUUCACUUAAUUUUGUAAAAUUCUCUCAACAGCUUCGAUAUGUUCUAAAACUUAUUUCAACGUCAUGCCGAAUGUUGAAUGUUAAAAAUAAAAUAUUAUUUCCUUAUCACAAUCA
Messenger RNA from Schistocerca gregaria, 4618 nucleotides. RefSeq lists its product as uncharacterized. Lineage: Eukaryota; Metazoa; Arthropoda; Insecta; Orthoptera; Acrididae. Gene Ontology annotation, biological process: regulation of transcription by RNA polymerase II; neuron differentiation. The transcript has 11 exons. Gene Ontology annotation, cellular component: nucleus. Gene Ontology annotation, molecular function: DNA-binding transcription factor activity, RNA polymerase II-specific; RNA polymerase II transcription regulatory region sequence-specific DNA binding. The coding region runs from base 1 to 2382 and encodes 793 amino acids. The record is from RefSeq and is a predicted model, not a curated record.